GCGCGAGCAAAAAGAAAUAAUCAAACUGUCGUGGCUGGCGAGAACGAAAUGAUCAGUCAGUCUGUUGACAAUGCUUUCCUCGCAAACUGUGAACGACCAUUACAAACAGAUCAGUGAGCAAUAUGACACAUUUCCCUUGGUAUCAGGCAUCCAAUCCCAUAUCAACCGACUGGAAACCAUCGAGGAGCUCCUACAAUUGGACCCAAACACAGACUUGGUCGUGGAUUUAGGUGCUGGCACGUCGGAAAUGGGGAAACUUUGGAAGACGAAAUAUCCCCAUGCACGUCCGUUCUUAUGUGUGGACCCCUCACCCAUGCUCCCUCUGAACGAACCUCUCAUCGAACCCAUUCAAGCUAGCAGCGCGGAUUUCGCGGUACGAAACGACAUUCAUUUCGAUGCCAUGAUCCUCGUGCAGUCCGUCCACAACAUUGCAGCUGCUUGUCCCGAUCUCCAAGAGCUGUUCACCAAAUUCAGGACGCAAUUGCGAGCAAGAGGGCGACUUUGUGUGGCCAUUCGUCCAUUGGACUCGAGCAAUUUGCCUCUAUUCAGAGCCGCUCAUGAAACCUUCGCCAAGGACAGCCUUCCGGUUGAAUUGAUUCAAAAGACGCUCAUCGAGGCUGGUUUUCGGAGAGUUGAGAUUAAGAGCCGAGCCAUGCCUCACGACUUGCCCAAGAGCCUUUGGUACAAAGCCAUUCGAGGACGCUUCUUUUCGAAUUUGAGUGCGCACUCGGACGAGGAAAUCGAGGCCGGGAUUCAUGAAUUGGAGCAAGGCAUUAAUAAGGGCAGGGACAACGUGGUUUUUGAAGAUAUAUUUCACUAUGUUUGUGCUUGGAAAUGAUGCUGUCCAACCCACAUACUACAACACCCCAAAAAAUGUGAUGGUGUUUUACAACUGCA
Tigriopus californicus is the source of this 897-nucleotide messenger RNA. RefSeq lists its product as uncharacterized. Bases 71 to 838 code for a protein of 255 amino acids. Lineage: Eukaryota; Metazoa; Arthropoda; Copepoda; Harpacticoida; Harpacticidae. The record is from RefSeq and is a predicted model, not a curated record. The transcript has 3 exons.